Molecule: messenger RNA, 870 nt
Organism: Talaromyces proteolyticus
Lineage: Eukaryota; Fungi; Ascomycota; Eurotiomycetes; Eurotiales; Trichocomaceae
Exons: 3
Coding region: 1-870 (289 amino acids)
Source: RefSeq, a predicted model, not a curated record
AUGGAAAAGCCAGGCCUUGUAUGGUUUGUCACCGGUUGUUCCUCUGGAUUGGGAAAAUCAAUCGUUUCUACAGCCUAUGAUGCAGGGCAUCGCAUUAUCGCCACUGCUCGCAAUCCGGCGGCUCUUUCCUACCUGCCGGACGGACCCAAUGUGCUAAAGCUUACACUGGAUGUUACCUUAAAAGAUUCAAUUACGCAAUCUUUAUCCGCAGCAGUGAAGAAGUUCGGUCGCAUUGACGUGGUAGUGAAUAAUGCUGGGUAUGCAGUUAUGGGUGAUACGGAGAGCAUUGCGGAGUCUGAUGCUCGCCUGCAAGUGGAAACACUUUUCUGGGGUCCAGUCUUCGUUACUCAGGAGGCCGUCCGCAUAUUCCGAGACAUUAACCCUAAGGAGCAGGGAGGAACCCUCAUCCAAAUAUCGUCUAUUGGGGGCUUGGUGACAUUUCCUGGAAGCGCAUUUUAUCAUGCAAGUAAAUUUGCGCUCACCGGUUUCACGGAGUCAUUCGCCAAAGAAAUGAAUCCGGCGUGGAAUAUUAAGUUCAUGGUCGUAUCACCUGGAGGCAUUAAAACAAGUUUUGGCUCCAAUAUCGCACUCGGUGUGCGCCACCCCGCGUAUGACACGGCAGAGUCGCCUUUGAAUCAGUUGAUGGCAUAUAUGGGAGAACCAGCAAUCCAGGAGACGUUUUCUUCGCCAGAUCAAUGCGCCAGGGUACUUUUCGAUGCUGUCGUCGCGCAGGAGCAACGACCUUUACCCCGAAGGCUGCUCAUGGGAGCGGAAACCAUUCCUCUACUAGAGGCAGAUCUUAGAAUUAGCAAGGAGGAGAUGCAAACUUGGAAGGAGGAAACCAUGCAAUGCUCAAAAGGUAGCAUUUGA